AUGAUUAAUAAAUGGAGAUGAAAUUAAAAGUCACCAAAAAAAAAUGGAAAAGAGGAGCAGAGUGUGGGAGGGUGCGUGUGUGAAUUUGGUGUGUGGCGACGACUUUUCCACAACUUGGAGAAAUAGCAGCUGAUGCUCUCCACCAUCCAAAAAUUUAAAAAUCACAACCAAAACUCCAAUUCCAGCUCUGCUUCUCUCCGAUUAUGUCUUCCUGAGCCCCCACACACACUUCUUUUGGAUUCAAUUUCGAGUUCAAUCAAUUACGGAAUAUGGUUCUUCCAAACAAAUUCCCCUGUAAGUGAUUUCGAAGCUACAAUCGUUGAUUUUAUUGAAAUAUCGGUAGAGAAGUUUGUCUGGAUUUGACUCCCAGAGUUUACUGAUCUGAACUUUCUGGAAUGGAUGAAAUGGAGGUUCUCGUAGAGGGUUCAACUACAAAUGGUGAAGGUUUUACAAAUUUACCAAAUAAUCCCAUUUCAGGUGUCUCAAUACCCGCAGAGAAUACUUCUGAUGGCCCUGAAACUGAACAAAAAACCUCCAUUGAUCCAAAACCAUCUGAUCUAGCAUUUGACAAUCUUUCUACAUCCUCAGAAACAAAACCUGAUGGAACAGAAAAGGAUGGCCCCACAAGUAAUACUCUUGUUCAAGAAGCAGCUUUAUCAUCUGCACCAAAACCAAAUGAUGGGUUGCCGAAUGACUCCCUUAGCUGUGUUGAUACUCCCAAAAGUACAGAAUCACCUUCAGGACUUGCAAAGCUAGAAAAUAACAAGUCUUUGGUGGUGGCCAAUGAUGAUCCUCCGCAGGUUGAGAUGGGUGGUCCUGUUAAACAACUCAAGAACAUGAGUUCAAAAGUAGGAGAUAUUGAUACAGCUGCACCUUUUGAAUCUGUUAAAGAAGCUGUUUCCAAGUUCGGUGGCAUUGUUGACUGGAAAGCCCAUAGAGUUCAAACUGCGGAGAAACGCAAGCAUAUAGAACAAGAACUUGAGAAGGCAAAUGAGGAGAUUCCGUUGUUCAAGAAGAAGUCGGAAGUGGCUGAGGAAGCCAAACUGCAGGUGUUAAAGGAGCUAGAUAGCACCAAGAGGCUCAUAGAAGAAUUGAAACUGAACCUGGAGAGAGCACAAACUGAAGAACAUCAAGCUAAACAAGACUCCGAACUUGUCAGGCUAAGAGUUGAAGAAAUGGAGCAAGGAAUUGCCGACGACUCUAGCGUUGCCGCCAAGGCACAGCUCGAGGUUGCCCAAGCUAGACACGCAGCUGCAGUUUCAGAGCUGGUAACUGUUAAAAAGGAGCUCGAAGAUCUCCAAAAAGACUAUGCUGUAUUGGUGUCUGAAAAAGAUAUAGCUGUAAAGAAAGCUCGGGAGGCAGCAUCUGCAUCAAAAGAAGUGGAGAAAACGGUGGAAAACCUGACCAUCGAACUGAUGAUGACAAAAGAAUCUUUAGAAUCAACCCAUGCUGCUCAUUUGGAGGCCGAAGAACACCGAAUUGGCGCAGCUAUGGCACGAGAGCAAGACGCUCUGAAUUGGGAACGAGAAUUGAAACAAGCAGAAGAGGAAUUCAAGAAGGUCAACCAACAGAUCGUUUCGACUAAAGAUCGCAAAUCCAAACUAGAUACUGCUUCAGCUUUGCUUCAGGACUUGAAAACCGAAUUGGCGGUUUAUAUGCAAUCAAAGUUGACUCAAGAUGAUAAUAAUAACAACGCCCAGAAUGAUAUAGAAGCGGCAAAGAAGAAUGUCGAAGAGGUGAAACAAAGUAUUGCAAAAGCAACAGAGGAGAUCGAUUACUUAAAAACGGCUGCCAGUUCUCUAAAAUCUGAGCUCGAGAGAGAAAAGACAGCACUCGCCACCAUUAGACAGAGAGAAGGGAUGGCAUCUGUUGCAGUUGCUUCUCUUGAAGCGGAACUAAACCGAACAAGAUCAGAAAUUGCUCUAAUUCAAGCAAAAGAAAAGGAGGCCCGCGAAAAAAUGGUGGAAAUCCCAAAACAACUACAGAGAGCGGCCGAAGAAGCCGAUCAAGCAAAAACAGUGGUGCAAAAAGCUCAUGAAGAGCUAAAGAAAGCGAAAGAAACAGUAGAACAAGCAAAAGGUGGAGCAAGAACCAUGGCAAGCAGACUACUUGCUGCACAGAAGGAGAUAGAAGCAGCAAAAGCUUCAGAAAAGUUGGCAAUGGCAGCCAUUGAUGCACUCCAUGGGAGCGUAUCUGCUGAUAACGAGCUGGAACCUGGAGUUACCCUUUCUGUAGAGGAAUAUUAUGAGCUAAGUAAGAAAGCCCAUGAAGCAGAAGAGGAAGCUAACAAAAGGGUAGCAGAAGCAAUCUCGCAAAUUGAUGUUGCAAAAGAGUCUGAAUCGAAAAGCUUAAGUAAACUCGAAGAAAUGAAGUUAGAAUUGGGUGCAAGAAAGCAAGAUCUUGAUGGCGCAUUACAGAAGGCCGAAAAGGCAAAAGAAGGAAAACUGGGAGUAGAGCAGGAUUUGAGGAAGUGGAGGGCUGAACACGAGCAAAGGCGGAAAUCCGGUGCAAGAGAAAGUUUUGAAGUGGCGAAGAAUGUGGUUAGCACUUCGCCCCAGAUUCCAAGGCCGAGCGUAAAGACGGUUUUGCCAGAAAGUAACAGCAACACAACGGAAUCAUCACCGGAGGUGAGGGGGGGUUUGAAGAAAAAGAAACGGUCGUUUUUCCCGCGGAUUUUUAUGCUGUUGAGAAGGAAGAAAUCGGAGUCGUUUAAGAGAGGUUAAAGGUAAAGGGGUGUUGAUUUUGAUUGUAUAUGUAAUGUAAUAAUGUUGUUGUUGUUGUUGGUUUUGAUUUGGUGAUAAGGGAAUUGGGGUUUGAUUUUGUAUGCUUCAUUCGUCUCAUAAUAUUUGUGUCAAAAGUUUGUUGGUCUGAAUACAAGAUUUGGGUUUUUCUUUUCUU
Cynara cardunculus var. scolymus (artichoke) is the source of this 2898-nucleotide messenger RNA. RefSeq names its product protein WEAK CHLOROPLAST MOVEMENT UNDER BLUE LIGHT 1-like. NCBI's taxonomy places the organism in Eukaryota, Viridiplantae, Streptophyta, Magnoliopsida, Asterales, Asteraceae. The transcript has 4 exons. The record is from RefSeq and is a predicted model, not a curated record. Bases 396 to 2723 code for a protein of 775 amino acids.